This is a messenger RNA of Misgurnus anguillicaudatus (oriental weatherfish), 2186 nucleotides long. Its product is annotated as caspase-6-like. The record is from RefSeq and is a predicted model, not a curated record. Lineage: Eukaryota; Metazoa; Chordata; Actinopteri; Cypriniformes; Cobitidae. Gene Ontology annotation, molecular function: cysteine-type endopeptidase activity. Gene Ontology annotation, cellular component: cytoplasm. Gene Ontology annotation, biological process: proteolysis; apoptotic process; positive regulation of neuron apoptotic process.
GAUUGGCUACCUGUUGCUUUCACCUUCGGGUGCUGUAUAAGUAAAAAUCAGUGGUUAUUGUCAAACAUUAGCCUGGAAUAUCACAGAAUUGACACCAGAAACAGCGAUGGCAAGUCACGGCAAAAUACAGUCCGGAAAUGUGGAGAAUGACAGCGCAUUAGCCGGACAGUCAGCUGGAGACAACAUAACAGAGACUGAUGCCAUUAAUCGAAGUGUAUUUACAAUGGAUCCUAAUGAGGAGUAUAAGAUGACCCAAAAGAGACGAGGACUCGCUCUUAUCUUCAACCAUGAAAAUUUCUUUUGGCAACUCAUGUUUAAACCCCGCUCUGGCACCACUGCAGACAGAGAGAACCUCAAGGGAAGACUUAAAGAGCUGGGCUUUGAAGUAAUGGCUUUUAAUGAUUAUAAACGUGCUCAGGUUUUGGAAGAACUCAACAAAGCUGCUGCCGCAAAUCAUGUGGAUGCCGACUGUUUAGUCUGCGUCUUUUUAAGUCAUGGAGAAAAUGGCCACAUCUAUGCUUAUGAUGCCAAGAUUGAUGUUGAGGAAAUCACUGAUCUGUUUAAGGGGAAUAAGUGUCGUAGCCUAGCAGGGAAACCCAAAAUCUUUAUCUUACAGGCUUGUCGUGGUGACAAACACGAUGAUCCAGUGGUGCCAAUGGAUGUGACGGACAGUGAAAUAGUGAAUGAGGUGGAAGUGGAUGCAGGGGCGCUAUAUACUCUUCCAGCAGGGGCAGAUUUCAUUAUGUGCUACUCAGUGGCUGAAGGGUACUACUCUCACCGUGAGGUCGUAAGGGGCUCGUGGUACAUUCAGGAUCUGUGUGAAAUCCUAAAACGCUACGGUUCCACAGCGGAGUUCACUGAGCUCUUGACGCUUGUUAACAGAAAAGUUUCCUACCGCAGUGUGGACAACUGCAACGAUCGCAGCGCUAUAGGGAAAAAGCAGGUGCCUUGUUUUGCAUCCAUGCUCACUAAGAAACUGUUUUUCAGGCCUAAAAAAGAAUAGAAUAAUUGAAAAAAAUGGAGCCAUGACAACAGUUAUCGAUUCAGGGGUUUUUCAUUGUUAUUUUUUUUUUUAAUUCCUUGUGAUCUUAUCUACAUUUUUUAAAUUUUCUCCAUCAUAGUAAGGUGGUUUUACUUGUUUUAGCCUAGAGGUUUGACAGGGUUAGGGUAACAAACAAUUGUCCAAGUUUUUAUGUUUAUAUUUUAGUACUCAGAUGUUUUUCCGUAAUUUAAAAAUCGCAUAUUUGUAAGUGCAAUGUACCAGAAUAUAUCAAGAACAAAAUUAGUUCCCACUUGAUUUUAGAUAUAUUUAAAUACUGUGAACUUACACCGAUUGAGUACAUACUUGUUGUGGAAUUGUACUUGCAUUUAAAGUAUCUGCUUGUAAAACCAGAAAUAUAAAGUGUUUUCAAGGAGCCUGCAAGCCAAGGUAAAAUAACUAACAGUCAUUUCUACAGAAACUGAAAGGGCCCUUCAUAUACCGUGUUGAUGAUACUUUGAUAAUCUAUUCAUUACGUGGUAGUACCUUGUUUUUAGGCUGAAAGACAGAAAAUACAAGAACAUCCAGUUACACAGCUAAAUAUCUUGAAAAUCUCUGAACGCAUACUGACAUCAUUACCAGAUAUUUAUACACACUAGUACACUACUUAGUCAUUUCCAUUGUCAAUGAAUUUAUGUUUUUUGACUGUACUUUGAAUCUAUGUCUUAAAUGUGUAAAGGUCACUUACAUAUUCAGAGAUACAGAGAGUAAUUUCUUUGCACGGACCAAUACAAUACAAUUUCUUGUGCGUGUUGUGACACUUAUCUUUUGACCUGUUAUCUUGUCUGGCAUGUUUUAGUACAUUUUGUAAAGAAUAAAAAUAAUUAUGAAUGACAAACUGAAUGUUUGUCUAGAAAGAGUCACUAUUUCACCUGGUGCUGUAUAUGAUAAACACAUUAAUUUUGCCCUCUUGUUGUAAAACACUACUUUUGUAGCAUUUGUUGAACAAAUUGUCAAACUGUUUAUAUCCCUAUACUAAAUAAGUUACGUACUUAAUGUCUAUUUGAAUGUCAGAGAAAGCACAAAAAUGUGAAUAUCAUGUGUUCUUUGCUUUGGUACUUCCCCCAAUACAUUUACUCAUUUAAUUCCUGUUUAAACAUGUAUCAUUGAAAUUUGCAUGAAAUAAACAAUAAUUUAAUGCCAACAA